GUGAAAUUGCAGAGAGCCGUAUAGCUGUCUUCAGAGAUGAGGAGGUUUCUGGAGGACUCAAGGAGAGACAGAUGUACCUUUCUUUUUAAGAUUAACUGAGAUCAUGAAGGAUUAAAGAAAUUGAAACCGUGAUUAAGACAUGAAAUACUUAAGAAAUUCCCAGAAAAUUGAAGAUCAGGUGAGGGAUGGGUAUAAACGAUGAGAAGAACAGAAGUCUUUCUUCAUUGAUGGCUUAAGACUUGAUUCAUCUAUUCAUCUGAGCUGAAGUAACAUGACAGAGACACAAAUGACACUUGCUUUGGCUUCCAUUCUUGGAUUUACAAACUUCUAAACAUUCAGCAUGAAGAUCUUUGUUGAUUGCCAGUCUCAUCUCCGUUGACUUUCUAGGAACCUAUGGUACGUCCCGUCCAUUUUGACCCAAAGUGUUUAUAGUUUUAUGAAGCUUUUCUAUAUUUCAUCAGCUUUGAAAAGCAUGUUAUGACCGUUUUGAGAGACAUUUUGAGUGUGAUUUUCCUCCCUGAUACCUGUCUGAUUCUCGUUAUUUUCUCUCUCUCUUAAAUUCUCCGCUCAUCUCAAGUGAACUUUCAUUUUGCUGCGUGCAUCAUCAAUUUCUAUUUGUUUUCUCCUUUCUUCCUUCUGACGCUAUUCCUGUGCACUAAGUUUCUCAUACACAACUGCCCACAUCUUUUCCUCGAUUCUCUUCCUCCCCUCACAUUUGUUAAGUCCAUCCGUAGGUGGAACUGUGCACAGUGCUUCAUUUACAGUCUUGUGCAUUUUCGAUCCUGCAACGUCAGUUUUAACAGCAUCUUUGCACAAUGUUGGAACGUUUGUCUCGGAGGAACCGUUCCUUCUUGUCUCUCUCGCUGACCUCGCUUGCCCUGGCGCUCUCCGUCUUGGCCUUCUGCACCUCUUACUGGUGCGUGGGAACGCACAAAGUGGUCAAACCUCUUUGUCUGUCACCUGUCAAAAUGAAGAACUGCGGACAGAACAACAGCCAGCCAUACACAACCGAGGCCCCAACCCUUGAUCCGAAAGAAGAUUCAAAUGUGACGAUGUCCCCCAAGCAGAAAGAAGAACUGGCCCGUAUAAGAGCCAAAAAUCUGGCAAAUGCUGUUCACUACAUCUGGGAGACGGGAGAGGACAAAUACAUGCUGCGUUAUUUCCACACUGGGUUUUGGCUUUCCUGUGAAAAGCACAAUGAUGGAAAAGAAGAGAAAUGCCGGAGCUUCAUCGAGCUGACCCCUGGAGAAACACAAGGAGUUCUGUGGCUCUCUGUGAUAUCAGAGUUUGCGUACAUCAGCCUGCUGGCGAUGGGCUUCUUAAUGAUGUGGGUGGAAUUGCUGCUUCUGUGUCUGAAUAAAGAGAUGUAUGCGCUCAAGAUCAACGCCUUUGCUGCCAUUUGUACCGUCCUAUCCGGCAUGAUGGGAAUGGUGGCGCAUAUGAUGUAUACAACCGUGUUCCAGAUGACUGUGAGCAUCGGGCCUAAAGACUGGCGGCCUCAGACAUGGGACUAUGGUUGGUCGUUUGCGAUGGCGUGGAUCUCCUUCAGUUGCUGCAUGGCGGCGGCUGUAUUCACCCUGAACUCUUACACCAAGACCCUGAUCGAGAUGAAGCACCGUGCCCGCAUCCGCCUGGAGGAGGCCCAGGCCGCCAGCCACGCCCCACCAUACGAUGAGGUCAUCACGGCGGGUGGCGGGAGCCUCUAUUCCGUCAGCCGAUUGGUUCAGCAUUGCCACAAGGGCACGCUCAUGGACACCAUGUGGCCCCUCAGAGAGCAAGUGCCUGACGGGCCUAUACCAGCUUCGAAUCCCCAUGGACUGGUACUGGUGGGGGGGUGUGGAACGGAGGGGUGUGGAACGGAGGGGUGCGAGGACUGUGAGAGAGAACUGGAUGACAUGGAAGACAUGUUGGAGACGGAUGAGAGAGGAGGGGCGGAUGAAAUGUGCUAA
Molecule: messenger RNA, 1949 nt
Organism: Triplophysa rosa
Lineage: Eukaryota; Metazoa; Chordata; Actinopteri; Cypriniformes; Nemacheilidae
Exons: 7
Coding region: 816-1949 (377 amino acids)
Cellular component (GO): plasma membrane
Source: RefSeq, a predicted model, not a curated record